This is a messenger RNA of Talaromyces atroroseus, 819 nucleotides long. RefSeq lists its product as hypothetical. The coding region runs from base 1 to 819 and encodes 272 amino acids. The transcript is spliced from 4 exons. NCBI's taxonomy places the organism in Eukaryota, Fungi, Ascomycota, Eurotiomycetes, Eurotiales, Trichocomaceae. The record is from RefSeq and is a predicted model, not a curated record.
AUGGCUGCUGCUCCGCCUGAAAAAUCUCCCAAGCCUGGUCUCAAUAUCUAUGGUAUUGCGGCCGUGAACCCGUACAAGCUGACCAUCGCCGCGGAGGAGCUUGGUGUUCCAUACAACUAUAUCAGCCUGGAUCUCGCGGCUGGCGAGACACGGACUGAAUGGUACACGGCAAUCAACCCGAACGGGCGCCUGCCUGCAAUCGUGCACGUCAAGGAGGAUGGUACUUCUGUAUCCGUCUUUGAAAGCGCUGCCUGUUUGCUGUAUAUCGCUAGUGAGUUCGACAAGGAGCACAAAAUCUCGUAUCCACAUGGGACUGAGGGUUACUGGGCGCAGCUGUCAUGGCUUUCAUGGCAGGUCGCUGGCUAUGGCCCCAUGAUGGGUCAAGCAUGUCACUUCAACCGAUACGCUGCUGAGCCAGUGCCAUACGGCGCCUGGCGCUACACGGCUGAGUCUCGACGGCUUAAUCAAGUAUUGAACGACUUGCUGUCCAGCCAUCCCUUUGUUGCCGGUGACCGCCUGACGGUUGCGGACAUCGCAAUAUUUGUAUUCGCGCACUCUGCUAAAUGGUGUGGCGUGGACAUCGCCGAGUUUCCUCAUGUGAAGGAGUGGCACGACAAACUGGCCCAGCGACCUGCCUUCGUCAAGGGACUGCGAUCGCCUACGCCGUUCCCAUUCAGUGACGGGGCCGUGACAAAUCCCGAUGCACAGGAUUAUUACAAGGCCAUACGGAAAAUGGGCGGCCAGAUGAUAAAAAUGACAUCGGAUCAGUGGAAGGGCGAUGUCCCAGCGGUCCCUUCUGACCAUGCCAACUAUCCUUAG